AGCCAACUGUGAGACACUAAUGGGCUGAAACACGAGGUGACCAAGAGGAGGAGGUGCAGCCUCGGGGGCCACCACUCGGCUCCGGAGCCGGCGGGCCGCCACUCGCUCAGCACCGCUCAGUGGGAUGGAGAGAACAGCUUCACUCAGGUGUUUGCGUCCCGCCUCCAGAGGGCCUCGGCGCUCGGCGUGAGCCGCCGCCAUGCUGUACAGCCACCGCCUGCUGCUCGCCGUCUACAUCGUCACUUUCCUGAUGGGCGUGCCCGCCAACAUCGCGGCGCUCUGCACCUUCUGCCGCAAGGUGCGCCGCCGCGCGCUGCCCAUCGACAUCCUCCUCCUCAACCUCACCAUCUCCGACCUCGUCUUCCUCGCCUUCCUGCCCUUCAAGAUGAAGGAGGCGUCCGACGGCAUGGCCUGGCUGCUCCCCUACGCCCUCUGCCCCUUCACCGGCUUCCUCUUCUACGUCACCAUCUACAACAGCACGCUGCUGCUCACCGCCGUCAGCGUGGAGCGCUACCUGGGCGUGGCCUACCCGCUCAGGUACUCGCUGUGCCGCCGGCCGCGCUACGCCGCGCUGGCCUGCGUCCUCUUCUGGGUGGGCACCUCCCUGAACCUCAGCAUCGUCUACAUCAUCCCCUACGCCCAGUGGAGCAGGGGGGCGGGCCGCGGCAACGCCACGGGGGGCGGCGACGCGGCGCCCCCGCCCACCUGCUACCUGAACUUCACCGAGGAGGAGCUGCGCGUGGUGCUGCCGGUGCGCCUGGAGCUCUUCCUCGUCCUCUUCUGCGUGCCCUUCGUCGUCUGCUGCUUCUGCUACGUCAACUUCAUCCUCAUCCUGUCGCGCCUGAGGAACAUCGGGCGGCGCCGGCGGCUGCGCGCCAUCGGCCUGGCGCUGGGCACGCUGGCGGUGUUCGCCGUGUGCUUCGGGCCGUACAACGCGUCCCACGUGGUGGGCUUCGCCCGGCUGGAGAGCGAGGAGUGGCGGGACGUGGCGCUGCUCUCCAGCACCGUCAACGCCUGCCUGGACCCCGCCAUCUUCUACUUCUCCUCGGCGGCCGUGAGGAGCAUGCUGAGCGCCGGCUGCCGGAGCGUGGCGGCGAAGCUGCACGUGCUGCGGUGCGGGGGAGGGGCGCCGCGCGGCCGGAGGCCCUUCCACGCGGACAAGUACGACGAAGCUCCGCCCCCUUGAACCCGCCGGAGACGAGGCGUGAACGUCUCUCCGAGGGUUGCUGGUGUUUUGAUUAUUUCAAAAGACAAAUGGACGAAAUGAAUAGUUGAGAUUUAUUAUUCCUCUUCGUGUCUCGUCAUGUUGGUGCUUUAAAAACUUCACUUUAUUCAUCUAUAAAGCACAAAGUCAACUUGA
Molecule: messenger RNA, 1360 nt
Organism: Pseudoliparis swirei
Lineage: Eukaryota; Metazoa; Chordata; Actinopteri; Perciformes; Liparidae
Product: free fatty acid receptor 3-like
Exons: 3
Coding region: 200-1186 (328 amino acids)
Biological process (GO): cellular response to fatty acid; G protein-coupled receptor signaling pathway
Cellular component (GO): plasma membrane
Molecular function (GO): G protein-coupled receptor activity
Source: RefSeq, a predicted model, not a curated record